Messenger RNA from Candidozyma haemuli, 1389 nucleotides. RefSeq lists its product as uncharacterized. The record is from RefSeq and is a predicted model, not a curated record. The transcript has a single exon. NCBI's taxonomy places the organism in Eukaryota, Fungi, Ascomycota, Pichiomycetes, Serinales, Metschnikowiaceae. Gene Ontology annotation, cellular component: plasma membrane. Bases 1 to 1389 code for a protein of 462 amino acids. Gene Ontology annotation, molecular function: pantothenate transmembrane transporter activity. Gene Ontology annotation, biological process: pantothenate import across plasma membrane.
AUGCUAAAGAAAACCCGGGAAAUCGUAUGGGGCGUCAAGCCGUCUAACCCGGUGGAGGCUCGGCUUCUUGUGAAGAUCGACUGGUUUGUGCUUUCCUUUGCAUGUCUUCUAUACUGGGUGAAUUACUUGGAUAGACUCAACUUGAGUAAUGCUUAUGUUAGUGGCAUGAAGGAGGACCUCGAGAUGCACGGCAAUGAGCUUAAUAUCAUCAAUACGUGCUUUAGUGUGGGUUACAUUGUGGCGCUUAUUCCACAUAACUUGAUUUUGCUAAAGGUUAGGCCUCGUAUAUGGCUCUCGUUCUGUGCGUUGGCUUGGGGCUUUUUGACGUUUGCUAUGGCUUGGGUCCAUAGUUAUAAGGCAUUGUGUGCUAUACGGUUCUUCCAGGCAACGUUGGAGGCGCUGACGUUUAGUGGGUGUCACCUCUUGUUGGCAUCGUGGUAUACGGAAACAGAGCUUGGGAAGCGAACUGCGGUAUUCACUUCGGCUGGUCUUAUAGGUAAUAUCUUUUCGCUGACGAUGCAAGCUGCUAUUUAUGAGAAUAUGGAUGAUGUUGCUGGUCUUGCGGGCUGGCGGUGGUUGUUUAUUGUGGAUUUCCUUAUUACAGUACCUAUAUCUGUCUACGGCUUCUUUUGUUUCCCUGACACUCCAGAAACCAGUAAAGCGUUUUACUUUAGCGAGGAGGAACGGAUGUUGGCCAGGUCAAGGCUUAAAAAGCGGCCCAAGACGACCUUUGACUGGUCCAUAUUCAAGCGUGUGGUGAGCAGAUGGCAUUGGUGGUUCUUCUCCUUCUUUUGGGUCCUCGGUGGAGAGAACGAGUCGUAUGCAACCAAUUCGCUCUUUGCUUUAUGGCUUCAGUAUUUUGACUAUUCUGUCGCUGACCGUAACCACUUUCCAAUGGGCGUAUAUGCUGUUGGUGUUUUGGCAAACUUUGUGUGCUGCUGGUACAUUGACGCUACGAAUGCUAAGCACCAUCAUCGGGCUGCCAUCCUUAUUGGUGUGAUCAUGAUUAUAUCCUCCAUUUUACUACUCACUCAUCCAUUAUCGCCAACAUAUGUGUUUGUAGCCCAUUAUCUAAGUGGCUUUUCCUAUGCUGGUCAACCGGUUUUCUUCUCAUGGGCCAAUGUGGUGUGCUAUAAUGACCUCGAAGAACGUGCAGUUGUUUUGGCGUCCAUGAACAUGUUCAGCAACGCCGUGAAUGCUUGGUGGCUGCUUUUAUUCUACGGUGCUUCCACUGCGCCGUAUUUCACCAAAGGUAAGUGGGCAAUGAUCGCCACUUCAAUCGCCAGUAUAAUUUUGGCCAUUGUGAUGAGACGCUUGCAAAUACGUGAUAUAAGAAGAGAAGAGAAACUCGAUGAAUCGUCUCUGUCAGACAGCUACAAGCUCAACUGA